CAGGUGACGGCUGUGACUGUUAGUCUGCUCUCCAGCACACGGAUCUGUAAGUUCAUCUGAGGUUUCAAAAUGUACGGAAACAACCAAGGGAACCAGUACCCUCCUGGUUACCCAAACCAUCCUCAGCAGAUGCCAGGGGGAUACCCUCAACAUCCUCCAGGCACUGCUCCACCAAUGAACUACCCUUCUCAGCCUCACGGUCCAUACGGAGGCCAACACGGACCCGGACCUGGUUAUGGUCCCGGCCAAGGACAUGGACAGGGACAGGGCCAUGGACAGUUCCAAGGACAGGGCCAUGGGCAGUUCCAAGGACAGGGCCAUGGUCAGUGCCACGGACAGGGCCAUGGACAGGAGCAUGGUCAGUGCCACGGACAUGGCCACGGACAUGGCCACGGACAUGGCCAUGGACAGGAGCACGGACAGGGGCAUGGGCAAUGCCAUGGACAUGGGCACAAGCACAAGCACAAUAAUGGUCACAAGCAUGGCAAGUGUCACAAGAAAGGAAAGGACUGUCACGGGGCCUCCAGCAGCUCCUGCAGCAGCGACUCUGACUAGAUGAAGACUCCUGAAUCGGAAGAAAAACAAGACCUUGAAACCUUCAUC
Messenger RNA from Anoplopoma fimbria (sablefish), 603 nucleotides. RefSeq names its product holotricin-3-like. The record is from RefSeq and is a predicted model, not a curated record. The transcript has 4 exons. Bases 70 to 555 code for a protein of 161 amino acids. NCBI's taxonomy places the organism in Eukaryota, Metazoa, Chordata, Actinopteri, Perciformes, Anoplopomatidae.